AACUUAUGUAUCUGAUUUUCCUCCUACAAAAAUUGCGCUUCUAUUUUAGUUGGUUAAUUAACCAUGUCUGCAAAUUCUUCAUCUUCAUACAAAAUCCGGAGUUUUGUUACUUUGCUUCACCAAUACUAUAGAGUUCGCUUUGAUGCUACAUCCUCUCAGUUACAGGGUCUCCAUGGGAUAGUUCCAACAACUAGGAUCAGUUAUUGUGGUUCAGCAAGUCCAGGAUUACGGUUUAUCAGUUCAGGAGAGUAUCGAAUUCCCAAUAAGAAGGAUCGGGGAAAAAAUGAAGCAAGCAAGGUUCUUCCAGUAGAGCCACCUCCUUCUAAGCCCAAUUUAUUUGUUUGGGCAAAAUGGCUUUUGGGAUCCAUACUAUCAAUAAUACUCCCAUUUUGGAAGCAAAAUUUGGACAACAUUCGAAGAAUUGAAGGAGAGGUAGAGAAGGUGGCGGAAGAGGUGGAAGAAGCAGCGGAGGUAGCAGCCUUGGUGGCGAGUAAAACGGAAAAUGUAAUGGCAGUGAUUGCCGUUAAGCUGCCUGAAAAUAGUUUACUCAAAGAAACAGCUGUAGCAAUUGAAAAUGCAUCAGCUGUGGUUGCUAAAGAUGCUCAAUUUACUUGUAAUUUCAUUCACAAGGUUGAAGGUGUGGAGCAAGACUUGAAGGACUUGGAGAAAAUGGUUGAACCUUUUAUUGAAAAAGUGGAAGAAUCCAAAUGAGGCAAUAAAAUAGUAGUAGUAAAUGUACAUAUUUUUAAUUUAUUUAUUAGUGCCUCAAAUAUCAUACAAGAAGCCUUAUAUAUUCUUCAUUUUUAGACAC
Molecule: messenger RNA, 811 nt
Organism: Solanum verrucosum
Lineage: Eukaryota; Viridiplantae; Streptophyta; Magnoliopsida; Solanales; Solanaceae
Exons: 5
Coding region: 64-711 (215 amino acids)
Source: RefSeq, a predicted model, not a curated record